Schistosoma haematobium is the source of this 4499-nucleotide messenger RNA. RefSeq names its product Chromodomain-helicase DNA-binding protein. Gene Ontology annotation, molecular function: calcium ion binding. Lineage: Eukaryota; Metazoa; Platyhelminthes; Trematoda; Strigeidida; Schistosomatidae. Gene Ontology annotation, cellular component: plasma membrane. Gene Ontology annotation, biological process: homophilic cell-cell adhesion. The record is from RefSeq and is a predicted model, not a curated record. The transcript is spliced from 2 exons. The coding region runs from base 134 to 4396 and encodes 1420 amino acids.
GACUGUAAUUAGUCCUGUUCUUGACAAUAUGACUUAUUAUUCCAUAAUACAGGAUGGAAAUAAUAAUUCACUAUUACAUAAUAUACAAUAAUAAUAAUGAUAAUUUAAUUCAAAUAAUCGAUAUGUGACAAAUAUGGAAUUAUGGAGGCAAAAUGCCAAAAAUUACAUGAUCUUUCUUAUAUUGAUUAUUAUAUUCAUUAAUCAAUUGAUUAAAAUUAAAGGAAUAUGUAUGAAAUCAUCAACUGAAUCUAUAGCAAUUACAUAUGAAAUUAUUGAAGAAUCUAUAACACCAAUGAUUGUAGGUAAUUUAAAAAAAGAUUUAUGUAUAGAUCAAUAUUACAAUCAAAAUACAAAUGAUGAAUUACUAUUACAUAAUAAUAAUGAUAAUGAUAAUAAACAAGCCAUUACCCAUGAAUUUGUAUUAUUUCCUACAUCACAACCAUUUUAUCAAUAUUUUAAAAUAAAAACUGACAUAGUAACAAAUUAUAAUGAACAAUAUUUAAUAUUAAAUCAAUCAAUUGAUCGUGAACAAUUAUGUAGUAUAACAAAUGGAUUACAUUCAAGUCAUACUAAAUUAUUACAAUCCAAUUACAUAAAACACCAACAACAACAACAAUCACAAUAUUAUAAUGAUGAUAUGAAUACAUUAUGUAAUUGUAAUCAUUUAUUAGGUUGGUGUACUAUUUAUUUACAUUUAGCUCUUAUACCAUUCUAUAAUAAUCAAUCAAAUCAUCAAAUUGAUUUAUUGAAUAUAUCAUUAUUGAUUAAUCAUACACAACAAAUUAAAAAAAAUAUUGAUUAUUGGUUAAAUUCAAUUAGUAUUAUGGAAUUUUUUAUUAUAGAAUUAAAAAUUAUUGAUAUUAAUGAUAAUCAACCAAUAUUUAAUCCAUCUCAUUAUAAAAUUAUAAUUAGUGAAUCAGAUAAACCAGGUAUGAUAUAUCGUUUACCAAUAGCAUUUGAUCAAGAUAUAGGUAUGAAUUCAAUGUUAUUCUAUAAUAUUGUAUCUAUAAAUGGAACAAAUAAUCAAGGGAAUAUAAUACAAUUAUAUUCAAUCAAUAAUAAUAAUAGUGAUUAUAAUGAGCAAUUAUUUAUUCUUAUCCAAGAAACAAAUCCUAAAUUACCAUUUAUUGCAUCACAUUCAUUAGAACAAAUUGAAAUUCAUAAAUUAUAUAUUAAAUUAAUUCAACCAUUAGAUAGGGAAUUAUAUCAUCAUUAUGAUAUAAUAAUUAUAGCAAUGGAUAAACCAUUAAAUAACCAUCAUCAUCAUCAUCAUCAUCAAAAAACUGGUACUUUAGAUUUAAUUAUUGAAAUAGCUGAUAUUAAUGAUGAACUACCAAAAUUUCAACAUAAACAAUAUGAAUUUCAUAUACGAGAAAAUUUACCAUCUGGUAGUAUUAUAGGUCAAGUUAAUGCAAUUGAUCUAGAUGAUGGUUUAAAUUCAAUGAUUAAUUAUACCAUUAAAGAAAUGAAACCAUUUAUCAAUCAUAAUCAUAAUCAUAAUAAUCAUGAUUAUUAUGAUUAUUAUAAUGAAUUAAUUUAUAUUGAUUCAAUAACUGGUGAAAUUAAAUUAUAUACAAUGAUUGAUCGUGAAAAAUUAUUGAAAAUUCAUUUAAUUAUUGAAGCUAAAGAUAAUGGACAACCAUCAAGAUCAUCAUUAACUAAUGUAAUCAUUCAUAUAGAUGAUAUCAAUGAUAAUAGUCCAAUGAUUGAUUUAUGGGGUUAUAAAGAGAUAUUAAAUUCAACAGGAUUAUUGAUUCAUAAUAAUAAUAAUAAUAAUAAUAAUAAUAAUGAUAAUAAUAAUAUACAUCAUAGUAAUUUAAUGCCAUUUUAUUUAAUUUCCUCACAAGGUCCAUUAAUCCCUGUACAUAUAUGGGUUAGUGAAUAUUUAAAUCCUAGAUCAAUAAUAUCAAUUGUUAAAGUGAAUGAUCUUGAUCAAGGGAUUAAUGGUACAGUUCAAUGUAUAUUAAAUGAUUCAUAUUUUAUAUUACAACCAGCAACUCCAAAUACUAAUACCAAUAAUGAUCAACAAUUAAGAAGUUAUUAUGUCAUAUUAUCUAAAUCAUUAGAUUAUGAAUUACAAAUUAUUCAUCAUAUACCAAUUAUAUGUUAUGAUUUAGGUAUCCCAUUAUCUAAAACAUCAACAAUUUUAUUAAAUAUACAUAUAAAAGAUGAAAAUGAUAAUGAACCGAAAUUUUUACUACCAGAAAUAUAUCAACCAGCUCAAUGGAUCAAUAAAGAACAAUUUCUAUCGAAUAAUCAACAAAUGAAUAAUAAUCUUAAUUCUAUAUUUGAUUUUCAUAAAACAUUAUUCAAUCUUAAAAUGAUACCUUUAGAGAUCAUCAUACCAGAAACAUGUUCUAUGAAUAGUAUCAUAUUAAAAUUUCCUGUACUUGAUAUAGAUAAUGGUAUAAAUAGUAUAAUAAAUUAUCAAUUACAAUUAAUCAAUCAAUAUCCUAUUAAUCAAUAUAAUAAUAAUAAUCAAUCAAUAGAAAUCGAUAAUAUGAUUGAUUUUAUACAAAUUAAUAAUCAAACAGGUCAAAUUAUAAUCAUUAAAUCAUUAAAAUUAAUACCAGAAUAUAUCAAAUAUAUAUAUGAACUCAUUGUUACCGAUCAAGGUAUACCAUCUAAAUUAUCAAAACUAUAUUUUUCAUUACAAAUCAUAAUAGUCAAUUCUUAUCCACCUGAUAUAGAAUUAAUUCAAUUAAGUAAUAUAACCAUUAUAGAAUUAUAUAAAAAUAAUUUUAAUAAAAAAUAUGAAAUUGAAUUGUAUGAAAAUCAACCAAUAAAUAUACAAUUAGCUAAAUUAAUUGGUUAUGAUCCAGAUCGUGGUGAUGCUGGUCGUAUCACUUAUAAAUUAAUACAAAAUUUAAUGAAAACUUGUAAAGGAUCAUAUCAACAAUUAAAUAAUACCAUUGAAAUUGAUCCAAAUAAUGGUAUUAUAACAAUUAUGAAAUCAUUAGAUCGUGAAUUAGAUGGUAAUUUAAUUCUAUUAACAAUACAUAUACAUGAUUAUGGUAUACCAAUGUAUACAACUACUACAUAUAUUGAUAUUAAAAUAUUAGAUAGAAAUGAUAAUCCACCAUUAUUUAUAUUACCAUUACGUUCAUGUCAUAAAUUGGAUCUAAUAAGUGAUACAACUAAUCUAUAUGAUAUAAUACCAUGUAAUAAUCUAUUACAUAAUAAUCCAUUGUCAUAUAAUACUUCUAUUAAUCAAACCUAUAAUAUGACAAUGUUAUUACCAAAACAAUCGAAACAAAAUAUUCUUUAUCCAUUUGCUCAAUUUAAAGCAAUUGAUUAUGAUCUUGGUUUGAAUGCAUUAAUUACAUAUUAUAUCAAUGAAAAUUGUUCAAAAUUCAAUGUAUUCAAUGAAACUACUAUUCAUCAUUCAUUAUUUAUUAUUGAUAAACAUAGUGGUUGUUUAAGUAUUAUAUUAAAAUUUACUACUAAAACAUUAGAUACUACUUAUUAUUUUUGUAUUAUUGCAAAAGAUCAUGGUGAAUUGAUACAACAUUAUAGUAUGAUGAAAGUUUAUAUUGAAAUGAAAUCUUAUAUCAAUCAAUCAAUUAUUUUAAUGAAUUAUUCAAUUAAAUCAAUAGAACAUAUAAUGAAAACAAAAUUAUCAUUAAAUAAUGAUGAUAAUAUACCACAAUUAAAAUUAUAUCAAGAACAACAACAAGAAGAAGAACAACAAGAACAGCAACAACGAGAACAACAACAUGAACAUACAUUGACACCAAUUAUUAGAAUUUUAUUAUGUAUUACAACUACAAUAGGUGGAUUAAUGAUUAUAAUUGUUGGUAUAUUAAGUAUAAAACAACCUAAAUGGUUAAUAUGUAAUCUAUGUAGAAGAAAUUCUAAAGAAACAGCUAAAGCUGAAUUGUUAAGAUUUCAUGAGGUGCAUAAUCAAAUUGAAGUUAAACGAAAUUCAAAAUAUAAACAAAAUGAAAUGAAAUCGUAUGAUAUGGAAUUAGAAAAAAGUCAAAACUAUCCAUUAUUAUGUAAUAAUAGUAAUAAUAAUAAUAAUGAUACAUCGACAACUGAUAUCAUUGUAACUCAAACACAUACUGACCAACCUGUAAAAAUACAUUUACCUCAAGAUUAUUGUAUAGAAUGUAAUAAUAAUUCUAAUAUUUCUGAUUCAUUAUUGAAUAAUUAUCCUUAUCCUUAUACUCAACAUCAUCAACAUCAACAUCAUCCAUAUGAACAUCAUCAACAUAAUUCAGAUUCACCUGUCUUCCUACAUAUUGUUAGAACAUGUGAUAUUGUAAAUGAUCCUAAAUUAAUGAAAUCAAUUAUAGAAACUAAAACAACUGGUCAUCUUGUAGAAAGUAAUGAUAUUAAAUGUAUUUAUUGUAAUGAAAAACCAACAGAGAAUUGGAAUCAAAAUAUUGUUUAAUAUUUUUAAUGAAUUAAUGAAUUAUGUUUAUUAUGAAUUGAUUUUAUUCAGUAAUAUGUAUUGAUACAAUAAAGAAAAAAGAAUCUUAAACAACAACUAUUCA